AUGACGCUUCUGCUCAACCGACCCUUCACCUCGGCGGUGUUCAUCCUGAUAGUGGCGCACCUACUCCUCCUCCAGCCUCUCUCCGUCUGGUCGCAGUCCACUUGCGAAACCACCUGCGAGUUUGUGACAACCCUGCCCGCCAGCGUCGGUUUGCGAGGCGCAAGCUGGCUCGGCCAACGAUUCGAGGUAACUCCGCCCAAUGGCAUCGCCUUUGCUUCCGCGGCCAUCGCCACGCGCGCCCAGGCGGGCGACCUGGGCCUCUACUCGGACCAAGCCGUCAGCGGCGGCCAGUUCCUCCCUGGAGCGCCAGUGUCCGGCGCCCAACAACUCGCCCUCGUCUCCAAGGUGGCCAUUCCGGAGUUCAACACCUCCACCAUCAGCACCUACACCGCUAGCGUCCAUCUGCCGAAAGGCUUCUACUGGCUCCGCUUCUCUUCUCCCAAUGCCUUGUCCGUCAACUGGCACACGCCAGUGAACGCGUGGAACCCCCCACCCGAUCCGGCCGUUGUCCCUGGCAUCUCCGUCUACGGGUCCAACCAGACCAGCCCCACCUACUUCAACCAGUCCUACAGCUUCUCCAUCCGCGGCUGCCAGGCCGCCCUGAUCUCCACCGUCAACUCCACGUCCGCCACGCCGCAGCUGACCUUCAACCUCACCGCGCCCACCGUUCAGAUCGCGCCUAAGAGCGACAGCGGGUCGGUGGUCAAGUCUGCCUCGGUGGCCAUCAACAUGGCGCGCCUCUCCGAGAUGAACGGCUCCACAGUCGUUCGCUCGGCCGUCAACAUCACCGAGAACGGCCAAUGGGCUCAACUCACACCGAAUCCGGAGCUGGGAUCCACCCAAGCGUUCCUCUACAACGCGACGCUGGCCUUCGACGACGAUGCCGUGCCCACCGCUCAGGGCCGCGUCGAGGUCCAGUUCGACCUCUUCGACCGGGAGACCAACGUCUCCCUGGGCAACCUGACGGCCUUCGCCAUCAGCCCCAACUUUGCCAAGCUCACCCUCCGCGUGUACGAGUGGCCCUUCUCCGAGCCGAGCGACGGCGACGAAGAGCAGCACAGGCUCGAGGUGCGGCUCAACAUCGACCCGCCCGUGUCCGGCGUGGACAGCCAAACGACCGGAGCCAACGGCGUGACGGUGUUCAAGCUGCGCCACGCCAACGACGCGGCCCAGCGCACGACCGAGAUCCGGGUGGUGAACGUCGUGGAGCGCGACGGGACCAACAUCCAGGCCGACGGCGCCGUCGCGUACGAGGUGAACGUCGCGCAGUCGCAGCUGGUGCUUUCCUUUGCGCGCUUCGAGUCGUCGCUCGUCUACGAUCCCGACCUCGGCGUGCUGCUGGGCUCGAAGAGGGACGGAGAGUCGGACGGAAGUGACAGCACGCUGUGGAUCAUCGCCGUGGCGGUGGUGGUGCCCGUGGCCGUUGUGUUCGUCGUGGCCGUGAUCGUCAUCGGAACGGUGGUGGGCUACCUGAAGCACCGCAGGAACUUGCGGCACCUGGCCCAGAUGCGGUCUGCCGCCGUCAACUUCGAAUCCGCCGACCAUCGCGAUGCAGACGUCUAG
Acanthamoeba castellanii str. Neff is the source of this 1563-nucleotide messenger RNA. RefSeq lists its product as uncharacterized. Bases 1 to 1563 code for a protein of 520 amino acids. The transcript is spliced from 4 exons. Lineage: Eukaryota; Discosea; Longamoebia; Acanthamoebidae. The record is from RefSeq and is a predicted model, not a curated record.